Messenger RNA from Panicum virgatum (switchgrass), 1032 nucleotides. RefSeq lists its product as uncharacterized. The transcript is spliced from 3 exons. The record is from RefSeq and is a predicted model, not a curated record. NCBI's taxonomy places the organism in Eukaryota, Viridiplantae, Streptophyta, Magnoliopsida, Poales, Poaceae. Bases 1 to 1032 code for a protein of 343 amino acids.
AUGCGCUUGGAUACCUUUGAUGGCUCAGGAACGCCUACUGAUGCUGCUGAUUGGCUGCGCAAGAUGGAGAAGGUCAUGGCUGCAUGUAGGAUGACUGCUGAGGAGAUAGUCUUGUUUAUUCCUCACCAGUUGACGGGUCAGGUUGAUGUUUGGUGGGUAGGAGUAUGUGAUGCAUGGACUCCUGCUCGAGGUGCUAUCACUUGGGAGGUUUUCUUGGCGCAGUUCAGGGUUAAGUAUUAUUCAGACUCCUUCAGGGACAAGAUGAAUGAUGCAUUGAACCACAUUCAGCAGGGGGACAAGACAGUGGAUGAGUAUGAGAGGGAUUUCAGCAACACUAUUCGCUUUGUCCCUAGUGUGGCAAGUGAUGAGCGUGAGAAGGCUCGGAAGUUCUUCACAGGACUUAAUGCUCGGUACAGGGAGGUGAUGGGUAGAAAUCCUCCAACCACUUCUAUCACAGCAGUUGAGGAGGCUAGGGGUAUGGAGAUUCAGUUUCAGCUUACGAUGCUCCAGCAAAGGCGUAAUGGAAAUUCAACUGAUUUUGAGCAGAUGGAUAUCUUGUACUGCUAUGCUGGAGUGACGGAAGCAGAGACGCGGUUGAUUCUAUCGUCAGCUAUACCAGAGCGUGUGUUGGAGGCGCAACAACAGGACCGAUUAUUGCUAGAUGUUAGGAAGCGUAUUCAUGAAGGGAAGGUUGGGGAUUUCACCUUAGAUGCUUCUGGGGCUGUUCGAUUUCGUGGUCGUCUUUGUGUGCCACAAAAGUCUCAAGUCAAAGAGGAUAUACUCAAAGAGGCGCAUCGUACUCGAUACACUGUCCACCCUGGUGAGAAUAAAAUGUAUCAGGAUUUGAAGAAAACUUAUUGGUGGAAGAGGAUGAAGAUCGAUGUGGCCAAGUAUGUGGCUUCAUGUGGUAUUUGCCAGCGGGUGAAGGCUGAGCAUAAGAGUCCCGCGGGAAAGUUGCAGUCCUUAGAGGUUCUUAUGUGGCCUUGGGAUGAUAUUUCUAUGGAUUUUGUGGUCCACAAGUACAGCCGGUGA